CUUUUAUUUGUUUUUUCCUUUUUUUGUCGCAUUUAACUUAGUAUUUUUACAGUGUCGUUUUAAGUUACUUAUACACGUACAACUUACCAUUGCACAAUAUUAUGGUAAAAAUAUUUGUUGGACGUCUCCCCGAAGACGUAAAAAAGAGUGAAUUGGAAGAAUUGUUUAAAGCAUAUGGAGAAAUAACAGACUGUUCAAUAUUAAAAAACUAUGGCUUUGUUCACAUGGCCGAUCUGAAUGAUGCUAAAAAAGCAAUUGCAGGACUUGAUAAAACAGAUUUAAAAGGAAACUCAAUCAACGUAGAACUUUCAACAACAAAAGUGCAAAAAGCGAGCAAGAUAUUUGUUGGCAAUCUACCACCAGAAACCAAAUCUGCUGACAUUCAUAAACUUUUCAAGAAAUACGGAACUGUAAUAGAGUGUGAUGUUGUUAAAAACUAUGCAUUUGUUCAUAUGGGAAGGGAAAAUAUGGCCAGAGAUGCAAUAAAUGGUCUUAACAACACAGAGUUUAAUGGAAACAAGAUUGGUGUUCAAAUGGCACGCUCUCAAAGAAAUCUUGAUAUGCAUGGGGGUCCACCAAUGCACCGGGGUGAUAUGCGGGGCCGAGGAAGAGGUGGUCGCGGUGUGUACAUGGGCCCUCCUCCACGCAUGGGGCUUCAACAUCCACGGUUCCGUAAACCAUACUUAGAUGACCCAUACUUGGAUCCGCCAUUUUCUCGCAUCGGGAGGGGUGGAUUACGUCAUCGCAUGCUGGGCGGGUCAAGCCUACAUGAACGAAGCGUCGGUUUAGGGUCAAUGUACGGUCAAGAUUUGCUUUCGCGUGCUGCACUCCGCCGCGACCCGCUUCUCAGUGCAGGAGGCUCGUUAUUGUUGAGAGAACGAGAAGCGCUGGCACGCCGACUCGAGUCCGAGGCUCUAGCUGAGUCGUACGCUGGUUUGAGCGGCGCAGGAUCUCAGUACGAUUUUACGAGCGAUCAAUUGGUUGAUUUAGCCGAGCCUGAGUUGUCACUCGGACGAUACGGAUCCUCUAGUUAUAUGUCCCAAAGUCGCCUCGCCGAUGCAGAAACUGCCCGUUAUUCCGCCGCUGCACUGGACAGGUACGGCGCAUUUUAGUAGCAGCGCCAAACACAAGAAUUGCCGCCGAGCAGUCGAUUGAAAAUGGCUUUAUUUUCAGACUGGGUACAGUAAUUUAAAAUCUGCCAAACUUUCUCGGCCAUGCGACCGACGAAAUAUUGUGAGUAAUUAAAACUACGAAUCGGGUCGUCUCUACGGCCAAUAUGUUUGGACCGAUGUAUAAUGUGUACAUUACAAACGUUGCGUUCUUUUGUGCUCUUCUUUUCGUGUGACUUCUUUCGCCUCGCAAUUUGUAUUUCGGAACAGUAUAAAAUCUGCCUACACGAAAAUAUGAAUAAACUUUUUAGAACCAG
Messenger RNA from Ciona intestinalis (vase tunicate), 1426 nucleotides. The record is from RefSeq and is a predicted model, not a curated record. NCBI's taxonomy places the organism in Eukaryota, Metazoa, Chordata, Ascidiacea, Phlebobranchia, Cionidae.